Physeter macrocephalus (sperm whale) is the source of this 903-nucleotide messenger RNA. RefSeq names its product sperm associated antigen 5 (gene SPAG5). NCBI's taxonomy places the organism in Eukaryota, Metazoa, Chordata, Mammalia, Artiodactyla, Physeteridae. The record is from RefSeq and is a predicted model, not a curated record. Gene Ontology annotation, biological process: cell division; regulation of attachment of spindle microtubules to kinetochore. The transcript is spliced from 4 exons. Bases 151 to 903 code for a protein of 250 amino acids.
CGGGCUCAAGGCCGGAGCCGACGCGCCCACCUGACGCACUGAGACUUCUCAGCCAAUCGAGAAGCGCGGAGCAGGUUCAAAUAAAGACGGCGGGUGAGCAUGGCGUCGCCUCUUGCGUCUCGGAGGUGAUCACCCUGUGUUGUUUUGAAGAUGUGGCGGGUGAAAAAACUGAACCUUGGCGUGUCGCCUUCGCCCCAAUCGGGAAAAGCAGCUAUGAGAACGCCUCUCCGAGAACUUAUCCUGCAGCCUGGUGCCCUCACCAACUCAGAAACAGGGCCCCCGAUAGCCGACUCGUCCGCCCCAUCACUGUGCAAGCUAGGGCUGCAGGAAGGCAGCAAUAGCUCAUCUCCACCGGAUUUUGUCAAUGCUAAGAAGACAGACUCCCCUUCAGAACAGUUCAGCCAUCCCUCAACAUGUCUAGAAGCUUGUCAACAUGAAUCAGAUGAGCAGCCCCUAAAUCUGAUUCCCCAAACCAAUUCUACUCCCAAAACAUCUGAGGAAGCAGUAGACCCACUGGGCGGCAAUGUGGUUAAAACCAUGGUCCUUGUACCUUCUCCAGGGGGGCCGCAGCAAAACAUUACACUCGGGGCCCAUCUAGAUACCAUGGCAGAGACAAACAGCUUCUCUCUAGAUGAGCCUUUGAGGCCAGGAGAUCUGCUGAGAAAGGGGGUGGCCCCCUGCAUGGAAGACAACUUUUCAGAAAUUGUUCCUGCUAUGCCUGAGGAACCUACAUUUCAGGAUCCUCCAUCCCAUAUGGCAGAAAAGGUGAACAAGUUCAUGUCCUCCACCUUCAAGUCCACCUUCCACAGUAACGACACAGAUUCCCCAAAUGAAGAUUCCCUAGAGACAGCUGACUUCCCAGAUUGUGGGCCCAUCAAGGACAAUAUCCGAGAAAGACAUUGA